AUGACAAUUAAAGGGAUCUACAACAAAGGUUGCAAGUACAUUAAUAAUAUUUUUGUUGUGAAGGAGAGGGAGAUUGAAAUUGGGUGUCCAACAGAUGUUAAGCAUGUGGCACACAUUGGAUGGGAUGGUCCCACUGGAGGUGGGCCCAGUUGGAUGAAUGAAUUUAAAACAGCACCUGAUUUUUCAACAUCAAUUGGUAGCUUGAAUGAAAGAAAAGACCCUAAUCUAAAGGCUGAAUCUACAUCAGAUUCCAAUCAAGAUGUUAAAGAUCCCACAAUAAAUAAACCAACACCAAUCAUGUCCAAAGGUGACAUUCCAUCUGAUGAUAGUGCUACUCAUCAUGUUCCUAAAAAACCAAAAAGAAAAAAGACAAAACCAACUUCCUCUCCUAGAUCAAGACAAACAAGAGCACCAAGAGCACCAAGGCCAAAGGGUGUGUAUAGUGAAAGAGAUUGUGAAAGAGAAGAAAAACCAAUUGCUCAAACAUUUGAAGACUCAAAUUGGCAAUGUUAA
This is a messenger RNA of Lathyrus sativus (Indian pea), 513 nucleotides long. Lineage: Eukaryota; Viridiplantae; Streptophyta; Magnoliopsida; Fabales; Fabaceae. The record is from the annotation of a GenBank genome assembly.